Messenger RNA from Penicillium angulare, 1683 nucleotides. RefSeq names its product FAD-binding dehydrogenase. Gene Ontology annotation, molecular function: oxidoreductase activity, acting on the CH-CH group of donors. The record is from RefSeq and is a predicted model, not a curated record. The coding region runs from base 1 to 1683 and encodes 560 amino acids. The transcript has 2 exons. NCBI's taxonomy places the organism in Eukaryota, Fungi, Ascomycota, Eurotiomycetes, Eurotiales, Aspergillaceae.
AUGGCAGACGAACCAGUCAUUAUUAUUGGAGGCGGACUUGCAGGCCUGGUCGCUGCCUUUGAGCUCUCCAAACGUCAAGUACGCAGUGUUAUCGUCGAUCAAGAGAAUGAAAGUAGUCUAGGUGGUCAGGCUUUCUGGUCGCUGGGCGGCCUUUUCAUUGUGAAUACGCGGGAGCAGCGCGUGGCAAGAAUCAGAGAUAGUCGCGAACUCGCGUUACAGGACUGGUUGAGCACAGCUAAAUUUGAUCGUGAAUGUGAUUACUGGCCAAGAAAAUGGGCAGAGGCCUUCAUUGACUUCGCGUCGACUGAAUUUGAACAAUAUGUCAAAUCUCUCGGAUUGACUUUUUUCAAUGUGAGCUGGGCCGAACGAGGCGAUGGAUCUGCAGGAGGACAUGGAAACUCGGUGCCAAGAUUUCAUGCUUCAUGGGGCACCGGGCCCGCAGUCGUUGAUAUUUUCGAAAAACCAGUCAGAGAAGCCGCGAAGAAAGGGCUAGUGGAUCUUAAAUUUCGACACCAAGUUGACUCCAUUUUGGUUGACGAGCAUACCGGUGCAGCUAUCGGUGUGAAAGGCCAAGUUCUCGAGCCAUCUGAUACCGCACGUGGGGUUGCAAGCAGUCGGAAAACUGUUGACACAUUUGAGAUUCGUGGGAGCAAGGUACUCAUCUCUAGUGGAGGGGUUGGCGCCAACCUUGAAGUUGUUAGAAAGAAUUGGCCUGUCGACCGACUGGGUGCUGUUCCAUCAAACUUUGUUAUUGGAGUCCCUGCUCAUGUGGAUGGCCGAAUGAUUGAUAUCGCGCAUGAGGCUGGUGCCAAUGUAAUUAACAGCGAUCGAAUGUGGCAUUACACUGAAGGCCUCAGCAACUGGGAUCCUAUCUGGCCAAACCAUGGGAUUCGGAUAAUCCCCGGACCAUCGUCACUUUGGCUAGAUGCCGCAGGUCACCGACUGCCUCCAAUGCUUUAUCCUGGUACUGAUACCCUCGGGACCUUGAAGCAUAUCUGUCAUAGUGGUUCAGAUUACACGUGGUUUAUACUCAACAAAACGAUCGUUGCCAACGAGUACGUUCUUUCUGGCUCCGAGCAAAACCCAGAUAUCACAGGGAAAAGCAUUCUUCAAACACUGAAACGUCUGUUUUCUUGGUCGCCCACCGAGCCAAUCCAAGCAUUCAUGGACAAGGGCGCCGAUUUCGUGGUCGAGGACAAUCUCCCUGACUUAGUUACUGGCAUGAACAGACUGGCGAAGGAACGCGGCGGACCGGCUCUUGAGAUUGAGGACAUCGAACAUGAAAUUCAUCUUCGUGAUCUUCAAGUCGACAACUCAUUUAGCAAAGAUGCUCAAAUCAUGCUCAUCCGAAAUGCGCGCAACUACUGGCCUGAUCGAAUGUACCGAGUGGUCAAGCUUCACAAGCUGUUGGACCUAAAACAUGGCCCCCUGAUCGCGAUUCGAUUGAAUAUCCUGACUCGAAAGACACUUGGGGGCUUGGAGACGAACCUAGAUGGAAAUGUCCUCCGACCCGACGGAUCAAACUUCCCAGGAUUGUAUGCGGCGGGCGAAGCUUCAGGUUUUGGUGGAGGGGGAGUUCAUGGGUACAGUGCCCUUGAAGGUACUUUCUUGGGAGGCUGUAUCUUCUCAGGACGGACGGCGGGUAUAAAAAUGGCCGAAGCAGUCAAGGCAGAGACAUCUUGA